GGGAGGAGAAGGAGGAAGAGGAGGAGGCGCGCUAAAGGACGAAGAGGAGUGAGUAACGAAGGAAAGGAGAGGAGGGAGGGAGGAGAUCGGAUGCAGUAGCGCCGCCACUCCGAGUCCAAACUCUGCGCACGCGAUACACUCAAAGCUCCACGCGCUGCUAGGAAGGAAAGACGCACGCUCGCUCGCUCGCACCCAGACUUUUCAUUUUUUAUUCAUCCUUAGGUAUAUUUUGAAUACAAGAAAGAGGGAUAAGAAGAAGAAGAAGAAGGCGACGAUGCAGUUUCACCCGCGUCCCUUUGUGCGCUGGAGAGCCGCGCAGAUUCUCGCCUCGGUUUGUCUUCUGUCCUUUGGAUUCACCUGCACCGGAGCGGAACACACGGCGACAGUGACGCACCCGCUCCCCGCCACCUUCUCAGACCUGCUGCCCCACUUCCUGGUGGAGCCGGAUGACGUCUACAUCGUGAAGAACAAGCCGGUGACGUUGACCUGCCGAUCGACUCCCGCCACUCAGAUCUACUUCAAGUGUAACGGAGAGUGGGUGCACCAGGACGACCAUUUGAUCGAGCGCACCGUCGAUCCAGCUACAGGUUUCCCAGUGAUGCAGGUGAAGAUUGACAUCUCACGCCAGCAGGUGGAGAAGAUCUUCGGGCUGGAGACUUACUGGUGCCAGUGUGUGGCCUGGAGCACUACAGGAACCCAGAAGAGCCAAAAGGCUUAUGUGCGCCUCGCCUAUCUGAGGAAAAAUUUUGAGGAGGAGCCAUUGGGUAAAGAAGUGGCUCUCAACCAGGAAGUGCUUCUCCACUGCCAUCCUCCAGAGGGCGUCCCCACUGCUGAGGUGGAAUGGCAGAGGAACGACGAGUUGAUCGACCCCAAGGCUGACCCCAAUUUCUUCAUCACAGUGGACCAUAAUCUCAUCAUCAAACAAGCCCGGUUGGCCGACACCGGCAACUACACCUGCGUGGCCAAGAACAUUGUGGCGCGACGCAAAAGCUCCUCAGCCGCUGUGAUUGUCUACGUGAAUGGCGGGUGGUCCACGUGGGCCACGUGGUCGGCGUGCAGCGCCGUGUGCGGCCGCGGCUGGCAGAAGAGGAGUCGGAGCUGCACUAACCCCACCCCCCUGAACGGAGGCUCCGCUUGCGAGGGCCAGAGCGUCCAGACGAGUGCCUGCACGUCCACCUGUCCAGUGGAUGGAGGCUGGAGCGAGUGGAGUAAAUGGUCAGCAUGUGGGGCUGACUGCACCAUGUGGAGGAGUAGGGAGUGCACGCAGCCUGCACCGGGUACCGGUGGUAAAGCGUGCCAGGGUCUCGACCUCCAGUCACUAAACUGUACGAGCGAACAGUGCCCACAGACCGUGUCUGGUGCAGAGGACGUGGCUCUCUACGUGGGAAUCGUUGCCGUGGCGCUGUGUCUCACUCUGCUGCUGGUGGUCCUGGUCCUCGUGUAUCGGAGGAAGAAGGAAGGGCUGGAUGCAGACGUAGCCGACUCAUCCAUACUCACGACCGGCUUCCAGCCUGUGGGCAUCAAACCCGCCAUGCCAGGUGUGUGGGCACCGGACCGGGCACAGCGCUGCAAAAACUCUCACCUGCUCACGAUCCAGCCGGACCUGACCACGCCCGGUUACCAAGGCUCGUUGCGUACGCGUCACGAUCCGACUCCUAAAUUCUCUCUGAGCGACGGGCCACUGCUGGAGCCUCUGGCUAACGGAUCACACACCAUGGCCAACGGCAAAGUGACGGGCGACAGCGGACACCUCACCAGCCGCCUCACCACACAGAGCUACUUCAAGACGCUGCCGCGGGACGCUGUCCACACCUCCUACGGCACCUUCAACUUCCUGGGAGGACGUCUUACCAUCCCCAACACAGGGAUCAGCCUGCUCAUUCCUCCCGAGGCCAUCCCCCGAGGCAAGAUCUAUGAGAUUUACCUCACUGUGCAAAGGAAGGACGAUGUGAGACUACCCCUGGCUGGGUGCCAGACACUGCUGAGUCCGGUGGUGAGCUGCGGGCCGCCGGGCGUCCUGCUGACUCGGCCCGUCAUCAUCAGCGUGGAGCACUGCUCUGAUUCCUGCACCGAUCACUGGGCCAUCAGGCUGAAGAAACAAACCUAUGAGGGAACCUGGGAGGACGUGCUGCUGCUUGGCGAGGAGUUGGUGUCUGAACCGUUUUACUGCCAGCUGGAGGCCGAAACAUGCCGCGUGUUCACCGAGCAGCUUGGACGCUUUGCUUUGGUCGGAGAGUCCCUCAGCAUGGCCGCAGCCAAACGCCUCAAACUGCUGCUGUUUGCCCCGGCCUACUGUUCCACGCUCGAAUACACCAUCCGUGUCUACUGCACUGAUGACACACAUGACCUCAUCCAGGAGGUGAUGCAGAUGGAGGCGCAGCUUGGAGGUCGCCUCAUUGACGAGCCACAUGUUCUCCUGUUUAAAGACAGCUACCAUAACCUGCGUCUCUCCAUCCAUGACCUCCCACAGGCCCAGUGGAGGAGCAAGCUGCUCACUGCCUACCAGGAGAUCCCGUUCUAUCACAUCUGGAGCGGCACACAGCGGAGUUUGCACUGCGCCUUCACGCUGGAGCGGAUGAGUGUGAGCACGUGCGAGCUCUCCUGCACGCUGUGUGUGUGGCAGGUGGAGGGUGAAGGCCAGAGCUUCAGCCUCGACUUCAACAUCUCCAAGGACACCAGACCACUGGAUGCUGAGCUCCUGCUGGUGGAUAAGAGCAGCCCUGCUCUGGCCGGCCCUAGCGCCUUUCAGAUCCCCUACCUCAUCCGGCAGAAGAUCUGCAGCAGUCUGGAUGCGUCAUGCCCCAACGGAGCCGACUGGAGACUCCUCGCCCAGAGACUCAAACUCGACAGACACAUGAGCUUCUUCGCGUCCAAAGCGAGUCCCACGUCUACGAUCCUGGACCUCUGGGAAGCUCAGCACUUCCACAGUGGCAACCUGAACCAGCUCGCCGCCAUCAUGGCCGAGAUCGGCAAACAGGAGGCCAUGAUAUUCCUGGUGUCCGACGGGGAGUGCUAACACAUCCACACACACACAGAGAGAAUCAGAGCCAGGAAUAAAGGCCUCUAAAUGCUGGGGGUCGAUAAGGUUUAAUAAUAGAAGGACUAAUCUAACAGGG
Ictalurus furcatus (blue catfish) is the source of this 3116-nucleotide messenger RNA. It is a transcript of the gene unc5a, whose product is annotated as unc-5 netrin receptor A. The transcript is spliced from 16 exons. The record is from RefSeq and is a predicted model, not a curated record. Bases 275 to 3016 code for a protein of 913 amino acids. Gene Ontology annotation, molecular function: protein binding; netrin receptor activity. Lineage: Eukaryota; Metazoa; Chordata; Actinopteri; Siluriformes; Ictaluridae. Gene Ontology annotation, biological process: netrin-activated signaling pathway; anterior/posterior axon guidance. Gene Ontology annotation, cellular component: membrane.